ACCACCUGGCCAGAUGGAGGUCACCCCAGGGAUCAUGGAUGAGAAUGCCAGCAGCUCCCUUUCUGUGUUUGACCCCUACGGAGCCUCUGCUGCUUCCUUCCCCUUCAACUUCAGCUAUGGAGACUAUGAUAUGCCGUUGGAUGGAGAUGAAGAUAUGACCAAUUCCUCGACUUUCUUUGCUGCCAGGAUUGUCAUUGGCAUGGCCCUGGUGGCUAUCAUGCUGAUCUGUGGCAUUGGCAACUUCAUCUUUAUUGCUGCCUUGGCCCGCUACAAGAAGCUGCGCAACCUUACCAACCUGCUCAUUGCCAACCUGGCCAUUUCGGACUUUCUGGUGGCCAUAGUCUGCUGCCCCUUUGAGAUGGACUACUAUGUUGUACGCCAGCUUUCCUGGGAGCACGGCCAAGUACUGUGCAUCUCUGUCAACUUCCUGCGCACAGUCUCUCUCUACGUCUCCACCAAUGCCCUUCUGGCCAUCGCCAUUGACAGGUAUCUGGCCAUCGUCUACCCGCUGAGGCCCCGGAUGAAGUGUCAAACCGCCAUCGGCCUGAUCGCCUUGGUGUGGGCCGUGUCCAUCCUCAUCGCCAUCCCGUCUGCCUACUUCACGACCGAAACGGUCCUGGUCACCGUCAAGAGCCGGAAGAAGAUCUUCUGCGGCCAGAUUUGGUCGGUGGACCAGCAGCUCUACUACAAGUCCUACUUCCUCGUUAUCCUGGGUGUGGAGUUCGUGGGCCCGGUGGUCACCAUGACGCUUUGCUACGCCAGGGUGUCUCGCGAGCUGUGGUUCAAGGCAGUGCCGGGCUUCCAGACCGAGCAGGUGCGCAAGCGGCUGCGCUGCCGCAGGAAGACGGUGCUGGUGCUCAUGGGCGUGCUCAGCGCCUACGUGCUGUGCUGGACGCCCUUCUACGGCUUCACUGUGGUGCGCGACUUCUUCCCCGCAGUGUUCGUCAAGGAGAAGCACUACCUCACCGCCUUCUACGUGGUGGAGUGCAUCGCCAUGAGCAACAGCGUCAUCAACACUGUGUGCUUUGUCUCCGUCAAGAACAACUCCAUCAACUGCUUCAGGAGGCUCGUGCUGCUCCACUGGAAGGCUUCGUACAACGGGGGCAAGUCCAGCGCAGACCUGGAUCUCAAAACUACCACAAUGCCGGCCACGGAGGAGGUGGACUGCAACAGACUGAAGUAA
Otolemur garnettii (small-eared galago) is the source of this 1183-nucleotide messenger RNA. It is a transcript of the gene PROKR1, whose product is annotated as prokineticin receptor 1. Gene Ontology annotation, biological process: neuropeptide signaling pathway. The transcript is spliced from 2 exons. The coding region runs from base 14 to 1183 and encodes 389 amino acids. Gene Ontology annotation, cellular component: membrane. Gene Ontology annotation, molecular function: neuropeptide Y receptor activity. The record is from RefSeq and is a predicted model, not a curated record. NCBI's taxonomy places the organism in Eukaryota, Metazoa, Chordata, Mammalia, Primates, Galagidae.